GCGUGCGCGCUCCGGGCGCAGGCGCUGACGCGUCGCCGGCGGGGCCCGGGCGGGGGUGCGGCUCCAGCAAAGGAGCGCGGCUUCCAGGAAGCCGGCUGGCCGUGAUGCUGCCCGCUGGUGGUCCCCCGCCCCCGGGGUCCCCGGCCGGCCAAGCAGGAGGGCUCUAACUCCGUGAGGACCCCAGCAUUAUUUCUGUAAUUGUUUGUGAGAAGGACUGAAUCCCAGAGCAUUGCCUUGUUGCUGACCUUUCAGUAUGGGGAGGAUUGGCAUCUCCUGUCUUUUUCCUGCUUCUUGGCAUUUUAGCAUAUCUCCAGUAGGGUGUCCUCGGAUUCUGAAUACCAAUUUACGCCAAAUUAUGGUCAUUAGUGUCCUGGCUGCUGCUGUUUCACUUUUAUAUUUUUCUGUUGUCAUAAUCCGAAAUAAGUAUGGGCGACUAACCAGAGACAAGAAAUUUCAAAGGUACCUGGCACGAGUUACCGACAUUGAAGCUACAGACACCAAUAACCCCAAUGUGAACUAUGGGAUCGUGGUGGACUGUGGUAGCAGUGGGUCUCGAGUAUUUGUCUACUGCUGGCCAAGGCAUAAUGGCAAUCCACGUGAUCUGUUGGAUAUCAGGCAAAUGAGGGAUAAAAACCGAAAGCCAGUGGUCAUGAAGAUAAAACCGGGCAUUUCAGAAUUUGCUACCUCUCCAGAGAAAGUCAGUGAUUACAUUUCUCCACUUUUGAACUUUGCUGCAGAGCAUGUGCCACGGGCAAAACACAAAGAGACACCUCUCUACAUUCUCUGCACGGCUGGAAUGAGAAUCCUCCCCGAAAGCCAGCAGAAAGCUAUCCUGGAAGACCUUCUGACUGACAUCCCCGUGCACUUUGACUUUCUGUUUUCUGACUCUCAUGCAGAAGUAAUUUCUGGGAAACAAGAAGGUGUGUAUGCUUGGAUUGGCAUUAAUUUUGUCCUUGGACGAUUUGAGCAUAUUGAAGAUGAUGAUGAGGCCGUUGUGGAAGUUAACAUUCCUGGAAGUGAAAGCAGCGAAGCCAUUGUCCGUAAAAGGACAGCGGGCAUUCUCGACAUGGGCGGCGUGUCGACUCAGAUAGCGUACGAAGUCCCCAAAACUGUAAGCUUUGCGUCCUCACAGCAGGAAGAAGUAGCUAAAAACUUGUUAGCUGAAUUUAACUUGGGAUGUGAUGUUCACCAAACUGAGCAUGUGUAUCGAGUCUAUGUGGCCACAUUUCUUGGGUUUGGUGGCAAUGCUGCUCGACAGAGAUACGAAGACAGAAUAUUUGCCAACACCAUUCAAAAGAACAGGCUCCUCGGUAAACAGACUGGUCUGACUCCUGAUAUGCCGUACUUGGACCCCUGCCUACCCCUAGACAUUAAAGAUGAAAUCCAGCAAAAUGGACAAACCAUAUACCUACGAGGGACUGGAGACUUUGACCUGUGUCGAGAGACUAUCCAGCCUUUCAUGAAUAAAACAAACGAGACCCAGACUUCCCUCAAUGGGGUCUACCAGCCCCCAAUUCACUUCCAGAACAGUGAAUUCUAUGGCUUUUCCGAAUUCUACUACUGCACCGAGGAUGUGUUACGAAUGGGGGGAGACUACAAUGCUGCUAAAUUUACUAAAGCUGCAAAGGAUUAUUGUGCAACAAAGUGGUCCAUUUUGCGGGAACGCUUUGACCGGGGACUGUACGCCUCUCAUGCUGACCUCCACAGGCUUAAGUAUCAGUGCUUCAAAUCAGCCUGGAUGUUUGAGGUGUUUCAUAGGGGCUUUUCGUUUCCUGUCAACUAUAAAAGCUUAAAGACUGCCUUGCAAGUUUAUGACAAGGAGGUUCAGUGGACCCUUGGAGCCAUCCUCUACAGGACCCGCUUUCUACCAUUAAGAGACAUCCAGCAGGAGGCCUUCCGAGCCAGUCACACCCACUGGCGGGGCGUUUCCUUUGUCUACAACCACUACCUGUUCUCUGGCUGCUUCCUGGUGGUGCUGCUGGCCAUCCUGCUGUACCUGCUGCGGCUGCGGCGCAUCCACAGGCGCACUCCCCGGAGCAGCUCGGCCGCCGCCCUCUGGAUGGAGGAGGGCCUUCCCGCCCAGAACGCCCCGGGGACCUUGUGAUCCGGCUCACAGCUCCACGAAGACAAAAAAGGAAAAGCCAUUUUUGCCUCAGGGUUUCUCCUCUUUAUUUUCCUGUGGUCUUGUUUUUUCUUUCCCUUUUUUGUUCCUCCAAACAAAAACAAAAUGCAUUGUUUGUAAGCCCUGCUGUCUAGAAGUAUUGCGUUUAGCCAUUUUGAGUACAGCUUUAAAUUGAGGAGUGGGGAAGAGGGAAAUUCACUUGAUUUUUGCUGCACAGGAUAUCUGCCAAAAAUAAAUGAGAUUUCUGGGGUUUCUUUAAGGAAUGUUAAAUUUAAACAAAUGCACUUUGAUAUUGGAGGGAGGUGGAAAGAUGCAUUCUGUCAGUGGAGAGGGGACUGAAUAGUGAUGCUUUUAUAGAACCAAAAAACUUACUGCCUGAAAUGAUAAUCCUCUUUUUUCUCUAUCUUGAAAGCUCUAACCUGAAGAGGGUGAUGCUUAUUUUUUAUUUAUUGUUCAGGUCUGUUACUUUAUAUGUUUUCUUUGCAAAUUUAAAUUUUUUAAACCAUUUAUAUCCAAAACAGAGAAAUAUGGGCACCAGGUGAUAACCAUUUAUAAAAGUGAUAGUGAACUAUCAACUAGAGCUUUGUGUGAGUGUGUGAAAAAUCCCAGGAAACCAGCAUGAGGGGAGGCAAUGCUGGUUCUUUAAAAACACACACUUCAGAAUUUACUGGUACAUUUUAUCUAGAAAAAUCCUUGUUGCUGUUAUCUUUUCCUGACCACAGGUAAUUACUCUCCUUAUUCCAUAUUUCAGUGGCAUUAGAACACUGUGGUUUUGAAAGAAUUGGAAAUUCCUAGUUUCACCAGUUUUGGUUUUAUUGGAACUAGAGCACAUGCCCACUUCUUGCUCUUCAGUAUUCCUCAGUGUUUCUGCUUAAUUGUGCCUCAGUUUCUUCCAGCUUCCAAUUGGUGUUUCCCCCACCCCACUUAAUUAAAAAUCGUCUCAGCUUUUAAUCAUACUGGGAGACCCCAUGCACAGCCUGCCGAGUGCUCUUCCUAACUGCAUUGGCUGAGGCUGUUGCUGGCAGUGCCACUGUAAAUCCAGAAGGGAAGAGUCUGCAUCCAAUACAGGAAAUAAAUUCACAUUUUGAAGGAAAAAAUUCGACAAUUUAAGCCAAAAUCUAAAAAGGACAAUUGGAUUGGCAUAUGAGAUUGAUGUUUUUUCACCUAUUUAUUUAGUUGAGAAGUUUGGGGGAUUCUCGUACAGUUCUUUUAGGCAGUUUGUUUCGUGCGAGUGUCUGUAUGUGCUGUUCCCUAACUCCAGAACAGUUAAAUUCAUGUAGUUGGUAGCAGAUUAGUACCCAGAAGUGGGGUUGUUGCUAUAACAGAUAACUGAGGAUAUGAAAGUGGCUUUGGAACUAGGUACUGGGCAGAGGCUGGAAGAGUUUGAAGAAACAGGAGAGAAAAGGCCUGUAUUGCUGUGAACUGAGCAUUAGGGGCAGUUCUGCUGAGGGAUCAGAAGAAAAGACCAAGGGAAUUCUGUCCCAACUGUGCCUCAGACUGCCUCAGGUGCAGCUUAACCUGCCUCCCUGGAAGGUAAAAUGCAUCUAAUCCUUGAGGCAAGAGCUGUGGGGGCAUGGCUCCCUCCACCUAGAUUUCAAAGCGUGUUACUAGCAGCCUAGGGACCCAGGCUCUGCCUUUCUGGAUUUACCUGCAUCGUAUUUGCGCUUCAUGGUCAAAGUUGUUAAGAAAGGGGGUGAGCUUCUGGCUACCUAAUAAGCUGGUCUUGGCCACCCGCCUGUGACACUUCCUGGAGGAGCCAUGGAUUAUUGGUGGAGGCUGCAGGAAGCUGGCGAUGGAGCCACUGGGGUCUGUGGCAGAGAUAGAAGAAAGGAAAGGAAGGGGCCACAAAUGGGUGAAGUGGGCAGGUGGGCACCCAGGGAGUUAGGGGACCCCCGCCUUCCAGCUAUGCGCAUAAAAGAAUUUGUCACAUACUUGAGGGUCCUGAAACAAGGGCUGAGAAAAUCUUGCUGCUCCAGCUGAGAGGCAGUAGUGGAUUUGCCAUUUUUAAACAGUUACCUAAGAAAAAACGUUGAAGAAUAUGCAACAGACACUAUAUGUGGCCUGUAAAGCCUAGAAUAUUUACUAAAAUAUUUACAGAAAAAGUUUGCUGGUUCUUGUGAGAACAAUGCAGUUCAAAAAAGGAUACACAUAGAAGCAUCCUCUUAAAUCAGGAAUGUGGUUUCCAUUUGUGGGCAUGAAAAGAUGGACAAGAGAAGUAACCAAACUUCAAUCUUAAAAUAUUUGUUUAUGCACCAGAAUUUCACUUCGAAUUUUUCCGUCUAGAUUAUUUUCAAGAUGAGUUUUCAAACAAACCGAGAAACCUGCCCCUCACCCAAAAUUGUUUAAAAAGAGACCACUCAAGGGAGUUCAUUAUGCUGUGUGGAGAUGUCUGCAGUCGCAGCAAAUCACAUUCCAGAGGUCUCGCGUAGGUGAAGACAGCCAGGUGCUUUCUCUAAGAGAUACAGGGUGGGUGAGAGACAAGCCAGGGAGGAUCUUAAUUCAAGAGAACAAUUCAUAUCAAGAGCUGACCAAGAAGGCAAUAAACUCUGUGUACUUGUAGCAGAAGAAAUUGGACUAGGAACUUGCCCAAAGCUUUAUCAAAGAAGAGCAUUGUGUUCAAUCUUGGUAGAAACAUGCCAGCAAUAAGUGCUUAUGUUCCAUAGCCGUAUCAUGGGCUUCUCGCUUUUAAACCUCCUCCAGGGGAUGUUCUCAGAGAUUUCACAAUCCCUCUGGGGACAUUAUAGUAGAAGAGAAACACAUGGAAUUGUACCAGUGCUUUUUGCCCGUGUUCAUCCUAAGCUCCGGCUUUAGGCAGUGCUUUCUGAGCUGGGCGGAGUGAAGGCGCUGCUGGUGGCUGAGGCCAGUAACGUGGGGCCCCUGCCUAGCCGCCCUGAAGGCGGGGUAGGUCCCUCUUUUCACCACCAGUUUUCCACACCUGUGUACUCUAGAUUAACAAACUCUGGAUAAACAGAUACUUACAUUUUAAACUCAGGCCUACACAGAGUAGUUUUCCUUAUAAGGAGCAUGUAUCACUUAGCAAGAAACUAAAAAUGGCAAAUGAGUUUUUCAUCCUUUAAGAAAAAAAUCAGCUUUAGAAUUCUGUGUGGUCGGUUGUGUGCAAUGCAGCAAAACUACCUUUCAGUAAAUUACUUAAUUUAUUUCAGUGUUUUGUUUCUUUUGAUACUGUUUCCCUUUCAAUAAUGAAUGAUGUGACCAACCACAGAGAAUUUUUUUGUUCUAUACUAAAAUUCCAUUUUACGGUUAGGAAUUAUAAAAAGCAAAGAAGCAUCUUUAAAUGUUUUUUUGUUUAAGUGAUGUCUUCCAUUCAAAGUAAGAAUAAUUCUCUCGGAAGGUCCUUGUGGUGUCAUGUCACUUGCUGUAUGUGGCAGCCUUACAUUGCCACACUUGGGUACUGAAAUAUCAAUAAAACGAAAGUUCAUCAUCCCAUG
Nomascus leucogenys (northern white-cheeked gibbon) is the source of this 5571-nucleotide messenger RNA. RefSeq names its product ectonucleoside triphosphate diphosphohydrolase 4 (gene ENTPD4). Gene Ontology annotation, biological process: nucleoside diphosphate catabolic process. Gene Ontology annotation, molecular function: nucleoside diphosphate phosphatase activity. Gene Ontology annotation, cellular component: membrane. The record is from RefSeq and is a predicted model, not a curated record. NCBI's taxonomy places the organism in Eukaryota, Metazoa, Chordata, Mammalia, Primates, Hylobatidae.